UGACCAAUGGAGAGACGCCGCCCCGGGAGCCGCGCUUAGCCGGCAGCAUUUAAACCAGAGUCCCGGAGAUGCUCGACACUCGGUACGCCCUUCGCGGACCUGGAGACCUAGUGCACCGUGGUAGCGUCGCUCUCUGUCGUUCCUCUCGCGCCGAGCCCGAGUGGCUCAGGCCGCGGUCGCACGCAGGGCCACGUGUCCACGGAGAAGGACCCGAAGACCCACGGCACUGACAGAAUGAACCGCACCGCCUACACUGUGGGAGCUUUGCUCCUCCUCUUGGGGACCCUACUACCAGCAGCUGAAGGGAAAAAGAAAGGGUCCCAAGGAGCCAUCCCGCCUCCAGACAAGGCUCAGCAUAAUGACUCUGAGCAGACCCAGUCCCCACCACAGCCUGGUUCCAGGACCCGGGGGCGGGGCCAGGGCCGAGGCACCGCCAUGCCAGGAGAGGAGGUGCUGGAGUCCAGCCAAGAGGCCCUGCACGUGACAGAGCGCAAGUACCUGAAGCGAGAUUGGUGCAAAACUCAGCCCCUGAAGCAGACCAUCCAUGAGGAGGGCUGCAACAGCCGCACUAUCAUCAACCGCUUCUGCUAUGGCCAGUGCAAUUCCUUCUAUAUCCCCAGGCACAUCAGGAAGGAGGAAGGCUCCUUUCAGUCUUGCUCCUUCUGCAAGCCCAAGAAGUUCACCACCAUGAUGGUCACGCUCAACUGUCCUGAGCUACAGCCACCCACCAAGAAGAAGCGGGUCACACGCGUGAAGCAGUGUCGUUGCAUAUCCAUCGAUUUGGAUUAAACCAAAGCGGGCACAUCCAGCCUGUCAUAGCCAUGCCCAGAGCCACACCUAAACCACCCGAUUCCUACUUGGCUUAAACCUAGAGGUCAGAAGAACCAGCAGUUGCUUCCUGGCUGGAGGCUGCUUAUGCAUAAUGUAUGUGCGUGAGUGUGCAUGGGUGUUGUGUGUGUGUUUCCAAACACCAGCGGAAACAGCCUCUGCUAGAAGGCACUUCCUGUUACUCUGCUUCAGAUGGUCGGAAACGCCCACACCACCUGACCGAACACCCACAGGGGCAUGGCUGUAGUUGGCUUUGCCUUUGUAUUCAUGCGCCCUCCUGGGGACCAGGACUUCACUUGAGAAUGAAUAUUAAAGGAAGAGAUAACUCCGAGGGCUGCAUCAGAACUGGGAUCAUUCAGUGCUUACGCUUUACUCCCAUGACCCAUUCCUUUCUUUGCUCUCCCUGACAUCUUAGUCUUAGCCCAUGUCCCUAAAUUAAUUCUUUGACCAUGGUUGUAAAUGUUUUCCAUCUUGUGAAGAACCUCCAGAAUGUGGGAAGACGUGUGUUGGAGGACAAACAGGUGAUUGACACAGGAGCAUUGAGGUUGACGACCAGUCUGUGACAGUGAAAUUCAAUAUUAAGAUGUCCAGAGUUUGGAAGCUGUUCUCCAAAAAUGUGUGCGUCUUGCUUCUGUGAAAGGGUUUUCCUGAUAUUUAAAAGUACCCAGAUGCACGGAGGUGAAAUAUAAUCACACACACACACCCCAAUUUUCUGUGUCUGCCUCUGUAACCUACUGAUGCUCUCUGUAACCCAAAGUUAAAAGUGAAAUAUUGACCACUCCUGUUUUAAGAACCAAGAGAGUGAAACAGAAAGAAACAUGGCCUCCUACUUUACUUUGCCUCUCAAGGGGAAAACUGAGAGUCUUGUACACUGGGACAGGAAAAGACAAAAACAAAACAAAACAAAACAAAACAAAAAUACAACAACAACAACAACAACAAAAACUCCUUAGCUUAGUUUUGCUGGAUUAACAUUGCUUUUCUGUUGUUCCUGCAAAAUGCUUCUGAGAUGCAUAACCUUGUGUUAAAAAUUCUUCCUUUGCUGAGCACAUCUGCCAAUUAGGAACAGUCUAAGAUGAGAGAGCUGCUUGCUCCAUUUGAGCUAGACAUGAAUGGGGCCUUCUCUGCUUUGGCUCUUUUUAGGAAAGAAUCAGAGAGAGGGAGGAGUCAAAGGAAUUGCAGCUGGCUUGGUAGUGUCUGGAGGAGAGAUAAGGGCUAAGACUGCCUCCUCUUCUUUUGCUCUUAGGUCUAUAAGAAAGUUUCAUUAGGAAAGCAGAGCACUAGAGUAUACUAACAAGCCACCUACUCCCAGUGGGUCAAUUCGGCAUUGUAAGCAUUAUGUCUACUAUGGAUGUCCUCUGAAUACAUCUGGACUCCCUAAAUGCCUACUUAGCAUUUAUGUAAGGGCCAAAAUGAAAGGUAGCCUUGAUACAUUUUGGCUUAGCUAAGCAAUGUUCCUUAAGACUGUUAUAAAUGCCUUUUUUUGUCUUUUCCUCUCAGAGUCACUGGUCAAGUUAUAUGUCAUUUGGAAGGGCAACAUCCACUGCCCAUCAAAACUGCCACAAAGAACCAUUGGAUGUAAAGAAACUUUUUAUUUUGGCCUAGCCCUCUCCCAGGUGACAUCUAAAUGGAAACCAUGCUGUAAGACAAAAAAGUAUUUUGAGGCCAUGCGGUGGUGGUACAUGCCUUUAAUCCCAGCACUCGGGAGGCAGAGGCAGGUGGAUCUUUGUGAGUUCGAAGCCAGG
Peromyscus leucopus (white-footed mouse) is the source of this 2573-nucleotide messenger RNA. It is a transcript of the gene Grem1, whose product is annotated as gremlin 1, DAN family BMP antagonist. The record is from RefSeq and is a predicted model, not a curated record. The coding region runs from base 235 to 789 and encodes 184 amino acids. Lineage: Eukaryota; Metazoa; Chordata; Mammalia; Rodentia; Cricetidae. Gene Ontology annotation, biological process: animal organ morphogenesis. The transcript has 2 exons. Gene Ontology annotation, molecular function: receptor ligand activity; BMP binding.